GGGACGGCCGGGCAGGGAGGGACCCGGAGGGACCGGGAGGGACGGAGGGAGGGCGGCCCAAGGUCGGCCCUGCGCGGGUCUCCGCGGCUGCCCGCAGAUGGAGUACGACUGGCUGGGCUUCGGCUACGCGGCGCUGGUGGCGGCGGGCGGUGUCGCGGGCUACGCCAAGGCAGGCAGCGUCCCUUCUCUAGCUGCCGGCCUUCUGUUUGGCGGCUUAGCGGGACUAGGCGCUUACCAGCAGUCCAAAGAUCCAAAGAAUGUGUGGCUUUCCCUCGUGGCAUCUGGCACCUUGUCUGCUGUUAUGGGAAUGAGAUUUUACAACUCCAAAAAGGCGAUGCCAGGGAUAAUUGCCGGUGCCAGUUUACUGAUGGUUGGACGGCUGGGAUUGCAGAUGAUGGAAAAAACCUAUUAAGCCAUAAAUCUGCAUCAAGUGACUUGAAGACGUGACUGAGAAGUCCAAAAAUGCAACUGCCUAAAUGUGCUGCACUUAAGUGGAAAAGGCACUGCUACUUGUGCCUUGUAUUUUUCAUAUCCUAAUGCACAUGAGUUGUGUUUUUGAAGGACCGACAUAGAGAGCCCUUGUCACAAUAUUUGUCUUUAACAUUUUCUGCACUGAAAGCAAGCAAGAAAAUGUGAGUAUAGCAUUAGUUUAGCUUCUGGUCCUGCAGCUUAGUGUCAGCAAAGACCUCCUGGCCCUUGCAUUCAGACAGUUGCAAUAUUGAUGUUUAAAUGCACAUCUGACUUCCUGUUCUAAAUUCAUGUAUACCUCUAAAACCAGGGGAGAGGAGUUGCCCAUUUGUCACUAGUAAUUAAUACAAUAAACGUGCUUAUGAUGUUCCAUCUCCCUUUCCAUGCCAGUUUAUCCAUUCACAGUGUUUGUCAGUCAGGGAGUUUGUUCUCCCUAACUGCGUGUUAGAACCUGGUGCCACAAAACACAAUCACGGAGCCGGCUGUCGAGGCUCUGCUGUAAUGCAAUAAAUGCAUACCCAUGCCUUGCCAUCACUUGUAAGCUCAGCCAGAUGUCAUUCAUUUCACUUUUACAGAUUACUACUCAUAAAUCAAAAAUAAUCUUUAUUAGGUGCUGCUGAAUUGUAGGCACAGCUUUAUUAAAAUGUUAUUUUAAAUAAACGAAGAAAUUAUUAUUGCAAA
Hirundo rustica (Barn swallow) is the source of this 1149-nucleotide messenger RNA. Its product is annotated as transmembrane protein 14C-like. The transcript has 4 exons. Lineage: Eukaryota; Metazoa; Chordata; Aves; Passeriformes; Hirundinidae. The coding region runs from base 98 to 412 and encodes 104 amino acids. Gene Ontology annotation, biological process: regulation of heme biosynthetic process. The record is from RefSeq and is a predicted model, not a curated record. Gene Ontology annotation, cellular component: mitochondrial membrane.